Molecule: messenger RNA, 1365 nt
Organism: Syzygium oleosum
Lineage: Eukaryota; Viridiplantae; Streptophyta; Magnoliopsida; Myrtales; Myrtaceae
Exons: 5
Coding region: 1-1365 (454 amino acids)
Biological process (GO): signal transduction
Source: RefSeq, a predicted model, not a curated record
AUGGCCCGUUUCUCGUCGGCGGCAAGCGAACUUGCCCAGGUCUGGCAAGGAUACUUUGCGUCAUCUUUUAGAAAACGGCCACGCUUCAAAAUAAGGAAGUUUCCCGAAGAACGUUGGCUUGGUGUAUUCAAAGCACACACAUCCGAAAAGAGAAAAGGCAAAUUGAAGAAAACGGAUGCCCCAGCCAUUGUUUUACUACUAGCCCACCCGUUCAUGUGCACUUACAGAUUUCUGCGCGAGAAGACCAUGGCAGUCUCUCAGAACUACGACGUGUUCUUAAGCUACAGAGGCCCGGACACUAGCACCGGCUUCACCGAUUUCCUCUACAACAGCCUGGUAGCUGCUGGGUUCCACGUGUUCAGGGAUGACAAUGCGGUCCCGGUCAGCGACGAGAUAGGUCUGGAAGUUCUCCGGGCCAUCAGAAGUUGUAGGAUCGCGAUCCCCAUCAUCUCCGAACAAUAUGUGCAGAGUAAAUUGUGCCUCCGCGAGCUCGCUGAGAUGAUGGAGUGCCGCAGAAAGCAUGGCAAAUCAGUCUUCCCUGUAUUCUAUAAGGUGGAUGUUGUUGAUGUAGGUUGCCAACGCGGUAAAAUCGAACAGGCUCUAUUUGAACAUGAGAGGCAGUGCAGCUCAGAAGAAGUGCGAGCAUGGCGGAAAGAGCUGGCUUCUGUAGCGAGGAUUGGAGGAUGGACAUCACAGACCAUUGCUGAUGGGCGUGAAGCAGAGCUGGUGGAAAUGGUGCGCGAUAAGGUUUCAUAUAAAUUGAAGUCGAUGUGGAUCGAACGGCUCCCCAUGUUCAUAAGAUCAGAGUAUUUUUGCUUUUCGGAGAAAAAAAGAAGAGACAGUAAAUGUCAAGUGUUCUUGGCCUUUCGUGGCUCUGAUACCCGAUAUGACCUUGCUGCUUACCUCUACAUAAGUCUUGUAGCUGUAGGAAUCAGAGUAUUUAAGGAUGAUGAUCCGUGCCUCAUAGGUAAAGAUGUUGAUCAUGAGAUUCGCAAUGCCAUCGAGCACUGCAAGAUAUCCAUUCCGAUUCUCUCUGAAAACUAUGCCUCCUCUCAUUGGUGCCUCGAUGAUCUAGCUCAAAUGGUGGAAUGCAAGAGAAGAAAGGGACAAAAGAUAUUGCCCAUUUUCUAUAAAGUGAAGCCCUCGCAUGUCAAAGACGUAUCCCAUUUGUUUGGAGAGCACAUGCUUCAACACAAGGAGCUAGUCGACAAGGGUACUUAUGAGCGGUUGGAACGAGCUCUCAGGGAGGUUGGUUCCUACAAAGGAUGGGUUGCCGAUGGGCAUGAAGAGGUACUUGUGAAACAGGUUGUGGAAGAGGUUUCGAAGCUAUUGAAGAAUCCCCUAGACCUCAUCUCCAUCCACUAA